This is a messenger RNA of Sphaeroforma arctica JP610, 522 nucleotides long. RefSeq lists its product as hypothetical. The transcript has 3 exons. The record is from RefSeq and is a predicted model, not a curated record. Lineage: Eukaryota; Ichthyosporea; Ichthyophonida. Bases 1 to 522 code for a protein of 173 amino acids.
AUGCAAGCCCCGCCCCCUCAGUUUACCUACACUCCUCUCCUGUCUCACACCCACACCACUGCGACUCGGCUCCCACAGUACUACCACGACUGGCAGCACGUCAUCGACGUCUUCAACGACAACAGCCACUCUGACGCAGUGAUGACGCAAUCCGCCGAGGCAUGGGGCGAUGCAAUCACACAGGUCACCACGGUGUCUGGUGUGGGCUGGUCCCUGUCCAUCUCAGCGCUAGUCGCCGGCCUGGCGCUGCUGCUGUUCACCCAGUCUCCCACACUAGCGCUCACAGCCACGGCUCUGCUAGGGGCCGUGGUGCUGGUAGUACUGGGCCUGGCCUGGUGCUUUGGCUGGGAAGUGGGUAUGGUUGAGGCACUCACCCUCACCAUGCUGAUGGGUCUGGCCGUAGACUACUUCAUACACCUGAGCGAAGAGUACAUUGAAAACUCACGGGACAACGCCCCCCACGACAGGUCUGCGACAGGAAAGGGUGCAUUAUUCACUUGCAAUCUCAUACCCCUUGCAUAA